AUGAUGCUGAUGAUUGAUGACGACGACGACGACGACGACGAUGAUGAUGAUGAUGAUGAUGAUGAUGAUGAUGAUGAUGAUGAUGAUGAUGAUGAUGAUGAUGAUGAUGAUGAUGAUGAUGAUGAUGAUGAUGAUGACGACGGGGCCGCUGGUAAUAAGGGGAACACUGUGGCAAUGACGGCGGCAGUUAUGUUGAGACUAUUAGAAAUUAAUGCAUGGAAUUUGCUCCACCGCCUACGCCCUAAAUGAACGCGCUUCAUAGUAAAGUAUGACCCCUUGUUUCUUCGCUUUGAAAAAUCAUGAAAAGGUCAACCUCGUUCAGGUACGGAGCUACCCCUACCCACAGCUCUUAUAUUUAAGCAUGCAACUGUACGAGGCGCAGCCAGUAAUAAGAAUUGGCAUCUUGAAACCUUCUUUCGAAUUUACUCUGAUUUUGAUCUGUGAAGCAUGACAGCUGCGAGACGGACUGCUGGUAGUGUCGUGUCGAAUUCACAUCGAGUUCGGAAUUGGCUGCCCGUUCGGGUCCGUUUCGAAUUGGAUUAACCAAUCCCAGCACGUGAAUUUGCUCUACAGGUCAGGAUUCUUGGUCCUACCUAAAAUUAAUCAUGCACCAACAUCGAAGGGGUACGAUAGUCGAAUUACAAGUAGAAUUUUAUUGCUCUCGGGGAUCCAAAAGUUGCCCAAACAUAUCUAAAGCCGGUGUUUAUGUUACCCCUAGUCAUUUGUGAUAAACCCAAAUCAAGCAGACUACAGAGGGCGCCCGGCCUCAUGAGCUUCGGCGAGCGAAACGACUGCAUAGCUCGUUUUGCGUUUGUACUCAGAAACUAACCGAUGCAAUGGUGCGGACGGCGAUGAACACUGAUGGAUGAAACGGUUCCCGAACUGGUUGUAAUUUCGACUUCUUAGUCAAGCAAUCCGUCUACGCAGCAGCGUUGACAUGCGAUGAAAUACGGAAUGCGUUGAGCUGGAGAAAUCGCAACCAAUGACCGCCGCCAAUACCGCCCCCACAGUCUCUCUAGCUACGAUUUACUGCGCCCUGUAGUGAGUUACAUUAUGAUGGUCUUGUUGGCCCGACAUGCCCGCAAUAUGUGGCAGAUGGAGGCUUGAGGUGGCUCCAGGGACACCCCCAUCCCUCAAUGCUAUCCCAUGGAUGACUACAAAUAAGUUAAAUGUCAAAUUCGGCCAUAGCACCUCUCAGUAACUAUUCUUGAGUUCUAAAUCUUAUAAGAGAACUUUAACAGCCGCUGCUAAGCCCUAUAUAGUGAUAAAAACCUAAAGAUGAAAUUCUGGCGCCAGUUGAGCAAAAAACAGCCAACGAACGGUAGGUAACCAGAACACCAACCAAAACUAUUGGUUAAUAAGUGACCGCAUCAGCUGGGACCAGGUGUACACAAAGAGCAAAGCAAAUCAAUAACAGAACCACCCGACAGCAAAAAACAGAAACAUGUAAACGGAACCGCGGGGGGUAUACCGCCAACUGUCGUUGUAUCGCCUGCAGAACUACUCAUCCCGCAUCGUUAGAAGGGCAGCGCCCUUUUCUAUCCAAUAGGCUGAGUCCCUGCUUUGUGGCAGGGCAAUGUCGACGACAAAAUUAGUGGAGUGGCCUAGAGAAGAUGGACACAUGUCAAAGGUUUCAGCAACACACCUCGGUGACAGCAUCACAGUUCAGCUGCAGCAUAAUGACCUAGACGUCUUUCGCAGGAUCCGUGAGGUGGAAAUUUCAGCGCAUCAGAAGAAAAGACUGAACUGCAUACAAAAUCUACUCCACAAAUGCUAGUUUCGGCGUCAAUUUUUUCCAGAUUGUCAGUAGAUUCUGGCGGACUUAUCAGGCUCUAAUGCAUCGGUUAGCCGACCGUGCAGAUCAGUACCCUGAUUCUGCAUAUACGAGUCGAUCAAUCAUCGUGUUACAGGCGGCCUUGCCUGGAUUUCAGAGGGGAUAGGAUCGGUGUCAGGGUUAGGUUUAGAAGGGUUAUGAUUAGGGCUAAAGUAGUAAGGGCUGAGGUUAGGAUUAGAGACAUGGGGAUUGGUGACAGGUCAUAAGGUCACCUGUUGUCCCGUGUCUAACCGUAUAGUUAUGUGAAUAAUAAAAAAGACACCCAAGAUAUCUUAAAACAAUGUAGACAGUUUUGUGUAAAGAAAAAAGCCACAUGCUGUCGACUAAGACAUGCUCCACACACUGGACGAUUGGCCUAAAAUAUAACCACUCCCCUUCUCCCUUCGUCCAGUGAACGCGGCAAUUCCCACCACUACUGUGAGAACGGUACCAACAGAACAACCUCCCGCUACUGUCAUCCCAUAUUAACGCGAACACUCAUAAACUGUGCAUUUCCUACGAAAGCCUGUAUCGUUUGAGCAUUAGUCAAAUCGACCUUUUUAUCAGAUAUUGAGUAUUACCAAUAAUAAUGAAUCUCCAUUAAGUUGCCGUAUAAAUUAACCACGGCUUUAUGGCGUUCACUGUCACUAAACAAAUAGACUAGGUGAGCAUACUCUAACACGUAUCAUUUUGCGGGGCAGAUGGCCAAAUAUCGGCCAAACCAUUGCAGUCCCAGACAAAUGAACAUGGUCAGUAUACCGUCGAGAGUGCCAUCUCCGAGGUCGAUAACCAACUGCGGACAUCUGCCCAAUAG
Messenger RNA from Spirometra erinaceieuropaei, 2627 nucleotides. Lineage: Eukaryota; Metazoa; Platyhelminthes; Cestoda; Diphyllobothriidea; Diphyllobothriidae. The record is from the annotation of a GenBank genome assembly.